AUGGCUGGACUCGUCAGCUGCAAGAAUGAACUUCACACAAUGCUACCAAAGCAACCAUCUCCACCAAGAUCUCCAAGCUUGGAUUCAUUUCCGUCUGCACUACCUUCACGCGCCGGUACUCCUUCCACAACAUCUACUGAAGCAGAGUACAGGCCUCGGUAUACUCCGCAUCGUCACGACGAACCGAUCAACUUCUUCAAAAUCGACAACAGACCCGUCGCCAUCGCCAUGACUGUCCUCUUCGUCUUAGAAAUCUUCAGCAUCAUAUACUGGGAAAUGUACGACCUAUCUUCUAUUCUCUUCCUCCCACCCGUGGCGAGCAUAUGUGCUGUUCAGUGGGAGAAAUACAGGCGCCGUAGGCACAAUAGAGCGAUCAGAGAUGAUGAGGCGGACAUUGGGUUAAUGUACGAAGAUGAGGAGCUUGAGGAUGGGAUGAAUUUGUACGGGGUAGAGCUAAGGAUAGAUGAAAGCCUGUCAUUAGGGAAGCAACAGGAAAUAUGUUGA
This is a messenger RNA of Alternaria alternata, 504 nucleotides long. RefSeq lists its product as hypothetical. The transcript has a single exon. NCBI's taxonomy places the organism in Eukaryota, Fungi, Ascomycota, Dothideomycetes, Pleosporales, Pleosporaceae. The coding region runs from base 1 to 504 and encodes 167 amino acids. The record is from RefSeq and is a predicted model, not a curated record.